AUGCGCACCAAGGCGCUGGAGGAGGCCAGCGAGAAGGGACUAUUCCAGGAGACGCAUCCACGGCUGGUCCAUCGCAAGAAGCCUAUGUCUGUCCCUGCCUUUAGGAAGAGUUGGAAGAAUGCCAAGCUGGACGACCCGGGCAAUACUGAGGUCGUCACCCUGUAUGGCCGCGUCCAAUCCAUCCGCUUGCACGGGAACAGGCUCGUCUUCGUUACCAUUGUCAAUGAGUUUGAAAAGAUUCAGGGCAUGGUCAACUACCGUAACCUCGACAACCUCCCCGACAUGACCCUUGACUCCUUCAAGCUCUUUGCCCGGCUGAUCGAGAAGGGCGACCACAUAUCCAUCACUGGCAAGCCCACUCGUACGAGCACUGGCGAGCUCACCAUCCAGGCCGUAGUGCUCCCGGAGCUGCUCUCCCCGGCCAUGGAGCAAAUCCCGCAGACCCUGACGGACCCGGAGACGAAGUCGCGCAAGCGGCACGUCGACAUGAUUGUCAACCCCGAGGUCGCCGACAUCUUGCGGCUGCGCUCCCACAUCACAAAGUACAUGCGCGAUUACUUCCACGAGCAGUCCUUCCUCGAGUUCCAGACGCCCAUCCUUGCUGAGAACGCUGGCGGCGCCGUUGCGCGCUCCUUCACUACCCAGGCCACCGAGUUCCCCUCCAAGGAGCUCUCCCUCCGCAUCGCGCCCGAGCUCUGGCUCAAGCGCCUCGUCGUUGGCGGCGUCCACAAGGUCUUCGAGAUCGGCCCGGCCUUCCGCAACGAGGGCAUCGACGGCACCCACAACCCCGAGUUCACAAUGUGCGAGUUCUACAGCGCCUAUACGAACCUACCCGAGCUCAUCGCCCGCACCGAAGAGCUCCUCGCGGGCCUCGCGGCCCACUGUCAGCACCUCAUCGAGACCCAGCUCACCUCCCUCGAGCCCAUCGACGCCUCCAAGUUCGCCCGUCCCUUCCGUCAGCUCGAGUUCAUCCCAGCCCUCGAAGAAGCACUCGGCUUCCGCUUGCCCAAGCUCACCGGCAAGGAUGCCUACCCGGAGCUCAUCGCCGCGCUGGCCCUCUGCAAGAUCGAAGUUCCCGGUGGCAUCCCGCCGACGAUGCCCAAGCUCCUCGACCGCCUGGCAGCCGUCUACCUCGAGCCCAAGUCCUUCGAGGGCCCGCUCUUCAUCACGCACCACCCGACGUGCAUGUCGCCGCUCGCCAAGAGCUUCGUCUGUCCCGCCACGCUACAGCUCGUGUCGGCGCGCACAGAGCUCUUCGUCAACGGCCGCGAGCUGGCCAACAUGUACGAGGAGGAAAACGACCCGGCGGCACAGGCGCGCAAGCUCGCGGAGCACCGCUUCUUCGGCACCGGAAAGGACCAGGCGCUGCUCGAGGACAAGGACGAGCCGCACCCGCACAGGGACGCGCCCCUCGACAAGAGCUACAUCCGGGCGCUCGAGGCCGGGUUGCCGCCGACGGGGGGCUGGGGCUGUGGCGUCGAGAGGCUGGUUAUGCUGUUCUCCGGCGCCAACCGGAUAAGCGAUUGCUUGAGCUUCGGGACGUUGAAGAACGUGGUCGGCCUAACGUCCGAGGCGCAGAACCGCACAGAGUCUUAG
Molecule: messenger RNA, 1596 nt
Organism: Colletotrichum graminicola M1.001
Lineage: Eukaryota; Fungi; Ascomycota; Sordariomycetes; Glomerellales; Glomerellaceae
Product: lysyl-tRNA synthetase
Exons: 3
Coding region: 1-1596 (531 amino acids)
Biological process (GO): mitochondrial lysyl-tRNA aminoacylation
Cellular component (GO): mitochondrion; cytoplasm
Molecular function (GO): ATP binding; tRNA binding; lysine-tRNA ligase activity
Source: RefSeq, a predicted model, not a curated record